AUGAGGGAAAAUUGGGGAGGAAAGGAUCGAAUUCUUUUGAUUCUAAGCAAAACGAAGGCUCAAGGGUUUAAUUUGAGCAGCUUAUUCUUUGACGAAAGGGAAGGAGAUGCUUAUCCAAAUUUAUCACAGUUGCCAAAUAUGCCUUACGAUCAACCCACUUCGGUUCAUCACGAUUUUAUCGUUCCACAAUAUUCUCAUUCCACUUGGAGUAAGAAGUCCCAUAGCGUAGGGAAGAGGAGUGAAAAUUCAGAACCAGCGUGUGCUACCAGAUCCGAAUUUGUCUUUCCUAGAGCAGCUCUAAACGAUAAGUCUCAAUGGAAGUAUGUGAUUAAUCUUCCGAAUCGAAAUCCUAAUUAUAAACAGAUCGUUCGAAUAGAACUUUGUGCGUAUCCUGGAAGUUCUUGUUCUUCACAACUUUCAUUUCCGUUUGGAUACGAAAGCCGGUGCGUUCAAAAACACAUUAAAAAGAAGCUUCUAUCAUUAGAUUCUACUGGUGAGACUAUCUCAGAAGAUCCUUUCUUCGUUCCUUCUUGCUGUGUCUGUCAAUUGGUGCGCAAUUUCAAGAGAUAAAGUGAACUUUCCGAACUUACUCAACGAAUUACAGGAGGACUUGAAAAGAACACGGUUUAUAUUUUUAAUCUAGUGAAAUAUUACCUAGAAUUUUUUUAGGUAGAAGAAGGAAAGCUGUCAAAAAUAUUAAUAUAAAAACUGUUUAUGACAAGCUGUUCAAUGAACAGCUUUUUUACUUUCAUUUAACAGAGAGGAUUAGAACUGAACAAAUGAUUGGCAUUUAUUUACUUUAUUAUUUAAUUAAGAACAUUGAUUUAUUUACAUUUAUUUACUUUAGAAUAUUAUAAUAUUCAAUUUAUUUUAUAUAAAAUCACUAUUUACUUGAAGUACCGCAGGAAGAUUCCAAUCUAGAAAAAAAUCCAUACAGUUAGAUAGGGGUUUUUCAUAAAUUUUUGCCAAAAUUACAGAAAAUAUUCUGAAAAAUUGUGUAUUAUUAAUAAUAAAAACAAAACACGUGGGAAUUAUUAUGAAAUAUUUAUUAUAUAACCUGAUAUAACGAUUUUUUUCUUGAAAAAUUUCGAUAAUUCUGAACGCGAUAAUCGGAUAUCAUGGACAUAAUGUAUGUGAACUUUGACUGUGAUGUUUUCUAAAUAUCACUUCUACAUGUAAAUAUUAUAUUGAUAAUUA
Messenger RNA from Centruroides sculpturatus (bark scorpion), 1197 nucleotides. Its product is annotated as protein spaetzle 5-like. Gene Ontology annotation, cellular component: extracellular region. Gene Ontology annotation, biological process: central nervous system formation; regulation of Toll signaling pathway; innate immune response. The transcript is spliced from 4 exons. The record is from RefSeq and is a predicted model, not a curated record. NCBI's taxonomy places the organism in Eukaryota, Metazoa, Arthropoda, Arachnida, Scorpiones, Buthidae. Bases 1 to 570 code for a protein of 189 amino acids. Gene Ontology annotation, molecular function: growth factor activity; Toll binding.